This is a messenger RNA of Botrytis cinerea B05.10, 1800 nucleotides long. RefSeq lists its product as hypothetical. NCBI's taxonomy places the organism in Eukaryota, Fungi, Ascomycota, Leotiomycetes, Helotiales, Sclerotiniaceae. The transcript is spliced from 2 exons. Bases 1140 to 1535 code for a protein of 131 amino acids. The record is from RefSeq and is a predicted model, not a curated record.
GCAGAUUCCCUUCAAAUCACUUUUAGACUAGUCUCUUCAUUUGAAACUACGAGCUUUCAAUGUCUAUGAUCCUUCAGUACGGACAGUCGAAAUGAUUCUAGCUGGAUCACACACUGUCAUUCCCACAGCUAUUGCUACUCCCAGCAUACAAUCCUGGACAUUGAUUCUCAAUACAGCGAAUUGGAGACUUAAAUGAAAAGCCAUGAACUCGCCAGGCUAUUUGGUAAUUUUCUUCUGUUCCAGGUGUGUCGGCUUUGCCUGUGCUCAAGAACCUCAGGGUCUUAUUGGCAUAAGACGUUUCAUUCCUCCAAAUGUAUAUUCCUAAACAAAUGAUUCAUCCGACAGAAAGGAAAAUUCCUUGGUAUUGACUGUGGCACAACGCCACAGUUCUACUCAACUCCUCAACGACAAAGAAAUUCCAACGUGGUGGUACCUCCAUAGAAUAUUUCCUUGAUAAAGUUUCAUCUAUUUAUGUGUAUCUCGUACUUUCUCACGUUUCGAUUGCUGGCGGCUAGUUUCUAUGUGUGGCGUUCCACUUAAUGUUUAGUGAUGGAACUUUUAAGUUCGAGAAGGCUCCAUGUGAAGAUCUGAGCUCUGGGACCGGAUAUCUUGCUAAGGUGAAGAGCUCAUGGCACGAAGUCUUGCGCACUCUCCGGCUUGAGCAUUCCAAUUUUGCGUCUCUACCCUAGUCUGAUAUAGGCUGCGAGACUUAGGGUUCAUUCAGUGUCUUCGAUUCUUUAACCAUCAUGGCAACAACACUGAAUCCUAUCGUUUGAAGUAGAAACAGGUUCAGAUGACGUACAAGAUUGAUUUCAAUUGAAAAACUUAGUAUGGUAAGUAGUCACAGUUGAUUGGCUUUGUCAUAACCUCCCUAAAACUUCAAUGAUAUUCUAUAUAUAUUGCUUGAGCCCAGUUCUCAAAAUAGACAAAUAGCAAACGCAAUUGUCCACUCCGAUACUCGACUGAUCGAACAAAUCUUCCUACGCGUCUGAAGUUCCUCCGGUUCUCAAAAUUUAGGAAUCCCUAUAACCUCGAGAUCAUCUAUUUGUUUCCCAUACAGUCUACUGCCAGCUUCCGCUUGGUAUAUCGCCAAUCUCUUUACACGUACUGCGUACUGUCCUGUCUGUGAAAGAAACAAUAUGACAGGGCUUGAACAUUGCGAAACGGAUACUUGCAAUGCUCUCCUCUCCACUAAAGAGUACGUCGAGUACUACACUGUCACAAGCAAAGAGAAGGAUACAACAGAGAUGGCACCAAUUGAGCAUUACAUUGUAACUUCUAAAGGAGAAGAAGUCACAAGUGUUCCUGAGGGAAAGAUGAAAGAUAUGGUUAUUCGGAUUCAAUUGUCUGGCUUUAGAGCAUUGGUGGUGUUCAUGGAGAACUGUGGAAAGAAAACUUGUCGGAUGACCCCUAGUUGUGAACAUGGCGGGGUUAAGAUUUCUGUUGCACAGAAAAAUCCUAAAGAUGAACGCUACAUGGCCCCUGAGAUUGCCGUCUUUCCCAGAAUUCAAGAUGUCGAGGUUGCAAAAGUUUGAUAGGACGAGUGUAGCAUUUUUAGGGGGAAGGCGUGGUGGAAAAUCUGUAAUUCAGCACAGAAAUUCUAGUGGAGGCGCUUUGGUUUGUCAGAUGGAUAAUAUAAUGUUAAAUUGAGAACAAGUUGAAGUGGGGAUUUGAUGGAAUAAGUUGAGCUUUUUGAGGGGAAAUGUAAUGGGAAAUUUAUCAUGUAGUACAGAAAUCACCUUUUAGAUACGUCUUGGCUUGUUAAAUGGAUAAUAUAAUGGCAGAUUGGGUUUAUAGUCA